Molecule: messenger RNA, 1428 nt
Organism: Alnus glutinosa
Lineage: Eukaryota; Viridiplantae; Streptophyta; Magnoliopsida; Fagales; Betulaceae
Product: WUSCHEL-related homeobox 6
Exons: 4
Coding region: 184-1125 (313 amino acids)
Biological process (GO): plant organ development
Molecular function (GO): DNA-binding transcription factor activity; DNA binding
Source: RefSeq, a predicted model, not a curated record
AAUUCAACGCUUCCUGUACCUCUGCUUCUUUUGCUUUGUCCUACCGACGCCCCAGAAUCCUCUCUACAACUCUCUGUCGUAUGUGUGUGGCUAAGUUCUCAAUCUUUUUCUUCUUCUAGCUCAUACAUGUAUGCAAGCUAGCGUGGUACUCAAGCUAGGUUUCUUGGUACUUCAUAAUUUGGGAUGACCAUGGCUUGUGGUGAUCGUGGUAGCGACGACCUUAACGUGUCUGACUCAUUCAGUGCCCUUAAGCUUCGGCCCAUCUUUCCAGUCAGUGCCAGAAACACUGUCAUCUCUCCAAUAUUAUUCACCCCUCCUUAUCGUCAUUGCACUCAUUACACCAAUCUUUUCUCACUCAGUCUCCAAUAUCCAGGUUAUGUAAGGAGUGAACAAAUUAAAAGUAGGGCAUGUUUAAACAGGCAAUUACCAUUGGCAAGUUCACGAUGGAAUCCAACGGCGGAGCAGCUACUAGCCCUUGAGGAGUUGUAUCGUCGUGGAACACGAACGCCGACAGCUGAGCAAAUCCAGCAGAUCACAGCAUAUCUUAGACGGUUCGGUAAGAUUGAAGGGAAGAAUGUUUUCUACUGGUUUCAAAAUCACAAAGCCAGAGAGCGCCAGAAACGCCGGCGUGAAAUGGCAUCAGUACACUUACCAGAGCACCGACAUCAUGAUCAUAGUAAAAGUACUCUAGAUAACAAAGAAUCAGCAGGUUAUGAAGUUAACCACGCAAAGAAGAAGUCGGCACCUCUUUGUGAAUCUGGUAAUUCGAUGCAUAGAGCAGAAAGAAAGACGCAUGGGUGGGUUCAACAUUCGGAGAGAAUGGCGCAUCGCACGUGUCAAAGUAUAGAGAUGCCUUGUUCUCCUUCCAUCCAGACAUCAUCACACACAAAGCUCUCAAACAGUAGUGAUCAUUAUGGUAUCUUAAUGACGACACCCACCAAUUGCAAAGAAGGCGGCUUCUCCCACCUUGAGGAAUAUCGGAGAAGAGAAUCUAAAACUCUCAACCUCUUUCCGGCGCCGCAUGGUUAUGAUUGUGAUGCCAAUAGUUUCACCGGAGAGGACACAAAAGAGCUGCCGAUCACAGCUAGGGACCAAUUUUUUGAGUUUCUUCCUCUCAAGAACUGAAGAAAACAGCCAACAACCCAUAUGAUCAUGAUCAGAAACCGGUGUUAAUUAACCUGUGUUUGAGAGAUAUGCUUGGUUGGUUAGCUUGUUUGGGAACUGAUUAUUGUAUUUGUGUCUAUAUUUAUGGUGCAAGAAAAGGAUAUGGACAUGUGAGACGUUCCUGAACCCAAUGAGUCUGGACUCUGAUAAGGAGACUUCUUUAGUCUUUCAUGUCUAAUAAUGAUGCAUUUUUAUUAUCAAUAGAUGCUAUCUAGAUAAUGUAGUAGCAAUAGGCUAGGAUUAGAAUAAGACUCUUAUCUAUAC